AUGGCCCAGGCCGAGCCGCCUCUGGGCCGAGAACGAUGCCCCAUGGCGCCUGCGCACACAACACUCGAGGACUGGUCUGGAUGUCAAAUUCCUGCCAACGACGACUAUCCACCUCUCGGAACGGAUCGAGGUCUGCUAUUGUGCGCCGGCAGCUUUGGCUGCUAUCAGGAGACACUCCGCGAGGGUGGUAAACGACUUGACUGGUGUCUGUUACAGUUCAAGCAUUCCGACAGGUUGUCGACAAUAGUCGUCAUCCUGGACGACUGUGCGGUAUGGGUUGCGCUGUCCCUCAGAUGGUCGAGCAUGAGCCAAGAUCACGAAGCAAAGCACUGCAAGAGUACGGAGCGAUGA
Messenger RNA from Colletotrichum abscissum, 351 nucleotides. RefSeq lists its product as uncharacterized. The record is from RefSeq and is a predicted model, not a curated record. The transcript has 2 exons. NCBI's taxonomy places the organism in Eukaryota, Fungi, Ascomycota, Sordariomycetes, Glomerellales, Glomerellaceae. The coding region runs from base 1 to 351 and encodes 116 amino acids.